Coregonus sp. 'balchen' is the source of this 981-nucleotide messenger RNA. NCBI's taxonomy places the organism in Eukaryota, Metazoa, Chordata, Actinopteri, Salmoniformes, Salmonidae. The record is from the annotation of a GenBank genome assembly.
AUGAAGCAGGAAAAGAGUCAAUGCAAGGAGUUCCUGGAGAAUAUCAGUGUUCUGAAAUGGUUAUGGAGCUUCCUCCUGUUAGGUCCGGCUUGUAUUGGAUUGAUGGUGUACCUUCUGAUGACCUCUCUGUGGCCGCUGCCUGCUCUCUACUUCAUAUGGCAGUUGAAGGACUGGCACACACCUGAAAGAGGGGGCAGGAGAAGUGCCUUUGUGAGAAACUGGAAAGUGUGGAAGCACGUUAGGGACUACUUCCCGAUGAAGUUAGUGAAGACAGCGGAGUUGAACCCAAACAAGAACUACAUCUUAGGGUGUCAUCCUCACGGGGUGUUCAGUAUCGGAGCCUUUGCCUCUUUCAGCACUGAGGCCUGUGGCUUUAUGGACCUCUUUCCUGGGCUGUGCUCCUGCCUCUGCACCCUGGGUGGCCUCUUCAAGAUCCCCCUCUUCAGGGAAUAUCUCAUGGCCACAGGUUGUUGUCCAGUCAGCAAGCCCAGUCUCGAGCACCUUCUGUCUAAAAGUGGGAAAGGCAAUGCGGUGGUGAUUGUGAUAGGGGGCGCUGCUGAGUCCCUGCUGAGCCUGCCUGGGGUCAACACUGUGGUCAUGAAACAGAGGAAAGGCUUCGUCCGGGUGGCCCUGGAGUUUGGGGCUGACCUGGUGCCCGUCUACUCGUAUGGGGAGAACGAUAUGUUCCGCCAGGUAAUCUUCUCAGAGGGGAGUGUGGGCUGGAGAUUACAGCAACUCUUUAAGAAGAUUAUGAGUUUUUCCCCCUGUCUGUUUGUGGGUGAACGCUGGUUCUGGAUGCCUUACCACUGCCCGGUCACCACUGUGGUGGGUAGUCCUAUCCCAGUGCCAAAGAGGCCUUCUCCCACCCAGGAGGAGGUGGACCACUUUCACGGCCUCUACAUGGAGGCCCUGGCCAAGCUCUUCAACGAACACAAGGCCAGCUGUGGACUCUCGAACAGCCACGAGCUGCGGAUCGUAUAG